Molecule: messenger RNA, 570 nt
Organism: Anisakis simplex (herring worm)
Lineage: Eukaryota; Metazoa; Nematoda; Chromadorea; Rhabditida; Anisakidae
Source: the annotation of a GenBank genome assembly
AUGAUUCCAGAAUUGGCUUUACCGUCAAUUCGAGCACGAAUAGAGCAAAUCGAUGAACUAACUGUCAAAAUUGGUGAUGAACCAGACGCCCGUCUGGUGCAUGAAAUGGUCGUGUUUGGUCACGAACUGGCCGAUUUGAUCGUUUGCAGUGCGUCUGCUGCGUACACAGUCUCGAUCCAACACUACGAACCCGUUCACGAGCAAUGUCGAUUGGUCGCAGUCGAAGCACUCGGAGUAGUGAAAACGCUUAAAGAGUCGAAUUAUGCAGAAGCGAAAGGCACAUUUUUACCUGCUCUAAAGAAAUGCGUUGAGAAGCUGGAGACUCUUUGUAAGCAAUUGCCAACGUCGAACGGUGAUCUCGACGCUGAGAAAGUUGACGCAUUGUUGGAAGAUGAAAUGAAACGUAUGGAUGCAGCAAUUCAGAAGGCCGUUCAAAUGAUCGAAGAAAUGCAGAAGAAGAGUAGAGCCACUGACUCUGGCAUUAGAUUGGAAGUGAACGAAAAAAUAUUGGAGUCGUGUAAUGCGUUGAUGGCAGCCAUAAUUGAGUUGGUGAAGAAGAGUCAUGCGAUG